UCUAUUUUCAAUGAAGAGAACAACAAUGAGAAUGAGCUGGAGGUGACUGGGUUGGGAAGGAGAUGAACAAUAUGAUGUGGCUAUGACACCAAGGAAGAAGCAUGGAGACAAGAGAAAGCAGCCUUCUAGUAAUAGUUUUGGAUUGUCAUCCAAUAUUUUGGGGCAGGCGAGCUGGCGACGAGAAGGGAAUUCAUUUCGAUAAAUUCCUAGAAUCUGUGUUGGUCCUAACUAAUUCCCAUCUGUUGCUCGAUGCACGUAAUACGGUAGCACUCAUAGCAUGCCACACAAAAAAGAGCGAGUUUCUGUAUCCCGCUGCUGCACAAUCGUCGGAAGGCACCCAGUCGUCCCCCGUCAAUGGAACACCAUCAGCAUCCUCUGGCAACAACACAACGACAAUCGUGUCUGCUGCAACUAUGGUGAACGACGGACGCUACGAACAAUUUCAGGUGAUGAAUGAAACUGUGAAAGCCCAGCUCAGAGAGCUUGUACUGGGAAUUCCGGCCGACUCUGCUGACGGCAGCGUUGACAGUAAAAUCGAAGGCAUUCAGCUGACUGGUGGCCUAUCUCAGGCACUCUGUUAUAUCCAGCGCUCGAUACGACAAGCGCCAGCAGGCACAGUAGUGAAACCGCGCAUUCUGGUGAUGCAGGCUUCACCAGAUGCGCCUCACUCCUAUUCAGACAUGAUGAACUGCAUAUUUGCCGCGCAGAAAGCUAGCAUACCGAUCGACGCCUGUAUAAUCGAAUACAGCUCCGGCUUUUUGCAGCAAGCGUCCGACAUAACCGGCGGCAUUUACCUGAGAAUUGAUGACACGUCCGCGUUACUUCAGUACUUGUUGUUUGUGUUUCUGACCGACCAGGCGGCGCGCAGCAUGCUGGAUAUGCCGGCACCGAAACAGGUGGACUAUCGCGCCGCCUGUUUCUGCCACCGUCAGCUGGUCGACGUCGGAUUCGUGUGCUCGGUGUGCUUGUCGAUCUUUUGCCAAUUCACGCCGAUCUGCCAGACGUGCAACACUCACUUCAAGCUGCCAGCACUGAAGCGCAAAAAGGCGUAGCGCUUGCUUGCUGACCCCCAGUCUUGACUGUUUCUGUUUUGUAUCGACCAGUCCAAAAAAUAUAUAUAUAUAUUACCCACCUCGCACACAAAUGUUUUAACUUAUCUUGCUCGUAAUAGUGCAACUGCAUGUUCAUGACAGGCUCAUAUUCUGCACGCGAUAAUUAUGACACCCAUACCAAGUAGGUAUGGCUGGCACGUGUCUGUUUGCUCCGUUGUGUUUUUCAACUGCUGGCACCCAAUCUAAAAUGUGUUUUUAAUCUGUUUUUGUUUGCUUAGUGACCGUAUUUCCGUGUGUCCGCCCGCCUUUUACCGCCAUUUUCAACUGAUAUUUAUUUCUAGGAAUUCAUUCUUUUCAAGAGGGAUGUGACGACGACACGCUUUCUGUUCUGUUUUAUAGAUCAUUACAAUUCAUGGCUAUUCUCUCUCUCUCCUCUUCUGGUCUUUGCUGUGGACCGUUCUGUCGUGCACAUACUUGUCCCCAUGUCAUGCUCUGUAUACCAAAUACAGCCAGGCGACAGGCAUGGGUCACCAGCGCGUCUUGGAUUUGAAAUGCCAGGUGCUCUAAUUCUCCACUGA
This is a messenger RNA of Sycon ciliatum, 1630 nucleotides long. RefSeq names its product general transcription factor IIH subunit 3-like. Gene Ontology annotation, cellular component: transcription factor TFIIH holo complex; transcription factor TFIIH core complex. The transcript has a single exon. NCBI's taxonomy places the organism in Eukaryota, Metazoa, Porifera, Calcarea, Leucosolenida, Sycettidae. Gene Ontology annotation, biological process: nucleotide-excision repair; regulation of DNA-templated transcription. The record is from RefSeq and is a predicted model, not a curated record. Bases 102 to 1052 code for a protein of 316 amino acids.